This is a messenger RNA of Phytophthora sojae, 405 nucleotides long. RefSeq lists its product as hypothetical. NCBI's taxonomy places the organism in Eukaryota, Oomycota, Peronosporomycetes, Peronosporales, Peronosporaceae. The transcript has a single exon. Bases 1 to 405 code for a protein of 134 amino acids. Gene Ontology annotation, molecular function: protein dimerization activity. The record is from RefSeq and is a predicted model, not a curated record.
AUGAUCGCGACGUGGGAGAAGGAGCUGAGCGCCUUCUUGAGCCUCCCAGUGUCGGAGCGCAACGUGGACCCGCUCGCGUGGUGGAAGACGAACCAGCUGCGCUUCCCUCUCAUCGCGCCUUACGCCGAGAUGGUGCUGUCGCUGCCAGCGGCGUCUUCUAGUGGAGAGACUGUUCGGCGCAACGUCUACAGCGUGCUCGUGCGCACGGAAGGUCCUGCGCGCGAGGCUGCACUGGCCGACAGCCCAGCCAUGGUGGAGGCGUUCCUGUGCUUCCAGAAGAACAAGGAGUACGCUCUCGAGUGGUUUCGGUCGGGCCCCAGCGCCACGGGCAUGGCGGAGGCAGCGGGCCUGAACGCGGACUUGGAAAGCAGCGCCGCCAGCUUCAAGCAUAUCGAGAACGUGUGA